Apus apus (common swift) is the source of this 4619-nucleotide messenger RNA. It is a transcript of the gene ODF2, whose product is annotated as outer dense fiber of sperm tails 2. Bases 1110 to 3623 code for a protein of 837 amino acids. The record is from RefSeq and is a predicted model, not a curated record. NCBI's taxonomy places the organism in Eukaryota, Metazoa, Chordata, Aves, Apodiformes, Apodidae. Gene Ontology annotation, cellular component: centrosome. Gene Ontology annotation, biological process: regulation of cilium assembly. The transcript has 20 exons.
CAUCUCCCCCUUUGCACGUCCAUGUGGAUGAAAACACCCCUGUCCAUGUCCAUAUUAAAAAGGGUCAGAAAACCACACCUGCAAAAUGCCAGGUAGGAGUGGGUAGCUGGGUGUUUGUAAGGGCUACAGGAGAGGAAGGUGAAUGGUCCUGGAAGCACCACAGGAUCUUCAAGGUCUCUUUUACUGUUGUGUUAGAAUGGUAAGGUUUGAAUUAAUAUUCAGUGGUGAAUUUUCAGUAACACAUUUUCUAUGUUUAAGAUGAUUUAAGUAUGAUAUAGAAAAUAUAUAGAAUAUAAUUACUUUUCCUUUUCAGGUGGGUGAUUCUUAGGAGUGUUGCUUUCUGUGUCAUGUGCUUGGGGAAAUUUUUUUUUCCUUUUAUUUCCUGAAUUUUUGUCCUGUUUUUUCUUUGGCAUCAUCCCUAUUUUUUGUAGGAAAGGUUUGGAGAAAAGUAAUAUCUAGGCAUUUCAAAUGCCAUCUUGAUUGUAUUAAUGUAAAUGUGUUUAGAAAAAAAAAGCCUGGAUUCAAACCAUGUUCUGGCAUUAAAACACCUUCCCAGUCAGGUGAACUGUGCAACAAUGAGGAUCUCUUCCUGGCCUUAUCCACAAGAGGCAGAAGGCAAUACAGAAGCUGAGUUUUUAUUUGUGUCCUCUUUUGUAGUUGGGAUGUCUAUCCAAAGUUGGCCUCAAAAGGUGGAGGAAGUUGCUAGCUCAUUCUUCCUUAUGUGCAGACAUCCUGUUCUAAGUCCUCUGUUAAUUUUGUGUUUGUUGCUAGUGGCAAAUGUCAUAAUGAGGAUAGGGCCUGACAGUGAAAUCACUGACUCCUGUUAAUUAAUUGCUUGUAGGGAUUAUUUAGAAUACCUCAUUUUUCUUUAAGGUUAGAAUUGUGCAAAAGCACUAACUUUCCUUCAGUUAGAGCACUUGGAGCUCAGUACAAAUAAAUGUGGAUCUAUUAGUUGUCUGCGAAGCAGGGAAAACACUUCAGAGGAUUUUCAUAACCAAUCACACUGCUCUGCUCCCUUUUCUCUGAUGGUGCUAUUGUCAAAUGCUCUAGCUGCUCUUCUGGAUCUGGAACAGAGAAGGGGUCUCCCAGGUUGUUCCUUCUUCACAUGAAUGGGUUGUAUUGCUGUGGUUUGGUGGUUUGUUUUUUUUUUGUAUCUCCAUACAGAGGAGACUUCCUUCCCCCCCUGCCUUCAUCUCCCACCCUGGGUAAGGCUCAUCACAGCACAAGAGCAGCUGGUCUGUGGAUCAUGUGAAACGCGACGUGAUAUUUCUCAAAAGCACAAACAGAAGAAUAAAGGGGAUACUAUAAACAUCAGCCGAACUGCUCGAGUGAAAACUAAGGCCCCUUGGAUACCCCCAGGGAAAACAUCUGUCCGGGACUCCCCCUCCAAGUGGGAGGGGCCAACUCACCGCCUGGAAAUCACACCUCCAGACUCAGACAAAAUGCUGCGCCUGAGUGACCUCUCUACAGAUGAGGAAGAUGCUGUGUACAGCAAAAUGAAUGAAUAUGAGAAGAAGAUAGAUACCCUGAUGAACGUGGUGGGAUCGCUGAAGACUGAGGCCAAGCUGCAGAAGAAGGAUGAGCAGCAGCGCAUGGCGAAGCGUCUCCUUGAGGAGCAGAAAGAAGAACUGAAUGAAGUCACACAAGAGCUGGUGGAGACAGAACAUGAGAACACGCUGCUCAGGCGCAACCUGGAGCGCAUAAAGGAGGAAAAAGAUCUGACUAUGCUAGAAAAAAAGUGCUUGCAGCAUGAGAAGGAGUGUUUGAUGUCCAAGCUGAGUGAGGCAGAAAGGGAUGGAGCAGCAGCAGCCAGGCAGAUCUAUGUCCUGAAACAUACAAUAGAGAGACUCAACACGGAGAAGCACAUGAGCAGCUCAGACAUUAGUGCAUUGACAAGACAAAAAGAGCUCCUGCUCCAGAAGUUGAGCACCUUUGAAGAAACCAACCGGACACUACGAGAGCUUCUCAGAGAGCAGCACAACCGGGAGAAGAAUGCUCAGAAGAUACUGGAGCAGCAAGGAGCCCUGCUGAAAAGGCUGGCUGACUCAGAUGCAGAGAAAGUGCAACUUCAGCUGAAACUUCGGUCGAGAGAAGAAGAAGUGGACAGUCUCACCAUUCAGAUAGAGGAAGAAAAGCGCCAGGCAAAGGCAGCGUCUGAACUCUCCAAGUCCAUGGAGGCCGUGAGAGGCCGUUUACAAGCGCAGCUGCGACACAAAGAAGCAGAGAACAACCGUCUGAGUACACAGAUACGGAAUCUGGAGCAGAGCGAAGCUCAGCAUAAGACAGAGAUGGAACAGGCCCUGGAACAACUGAAAGAACUAAAGCAGAAGUCAGACUGGGAUAAAGAUGCUCUGAGGAAAACCAUCCGUGCCCAGAAAGAUCGGGCAGAGCGGAGUGAAGAGUAUGCAGAGGGACUGAAAGUCCAGCUAGCAGAAAAGGACAACUACAUUGCUGAUGCUCUGUCUACUCUGGAGUCCUGGAGGAGCCGCUACAACAAAGUAGUCAAGGACAAGAAUGACCUUGAGCGGGAGAUCGUUACCCUGAACAGCCGUGUUGCAGAGCUGCUGGAACAGCAGACAGCCCUGGAGGCCAAGAUGCGGGAGGACAGAGAGGCUUUGGUGGGUGAAUUGCACCGACACAACGCAGAGGCUGCUGCCUUGAAGAUGGAGAAUGAGAAGCUCAAGGCUGGUGUGGUCUCAAUGGAGGAAAAGCUGAACCAAGCACAGGUGGAAGUGCAGCAGCUCAGGUGCUCUGUCAGGAACUAUGAAGGGUUGAUUGAAAACUACAAGUCCCAGGUGGUGAAGAUCCGAACGGAAGCAGAUGAUAUGGCAGCAAAAUUGGAGAAGUGUGAUAAAGAGAAAAAGAUAUUAAAGGAUGAAAUGGAAAAGGAGAUGGAACUGGCACGUAAGCAGUUCCAGAGCAAGCUUGCUGAGCUGGAAAAGCUUCCUGAGAUUCUAAAGUUCACAGAGACAAGGCUGGCAGAAUGUCAGGACAGGCUUCAGAAUUAUGAGAAGAACAAUGUGGACCUGUCUGUCAUGAUUGGAGAUCUUCGUCAGCGGAUUGAGCUCCAGGGGGACAAAAUGGAGAUGACAAGAGAGAGGUAUCAGUCUGCCCAGGAGGAGAAAAAGCAGCUCACCUUGAAAGUGGAGGAGCUAGAAAGAAAACUAGAGACCACAAGUGCCCAGAACAUAGAAUUCCUGCAGGUGAUAGCAAAACGUGAGGAGUCCAUCCACCAGUGCCAGCUGCGGUUGGAGGAGAAGACCCGUGAAUGCAGCUCCUUGGCAAGGCAGUUGGAGAUGGCCAUUGAGGAUGCCAAAAGACAAGUGGAACAAACUCGAGAACGAGCAACAUCUAGAGAGAGGGCAGCCCAGUCCAAGAUGCUGGAUUUGGAGACCCAGCUGAGCAGGAAUAAAACAGAGCUGAACCAAUUGCGUCGGAGCAAGGACGAUGCAGAGCGCCAGUAUGAAAGUCGCCUUCAGGAUCUGAAGGAUCGGUUGGAGCAGUCGGAGAGCACCAACCGCAGCAUGCAGAACUAUGUCCAGUUCCUCAAGUCUUCCUAUGCCAACGUUUUUGGAGAAAGUGCCUUGCUGGGCUCCCCCAGCCACUCUCGUUCUCCUCCAUGAGGACAAAGCUCUCCCUGCACCUCUAAGCACAAAAGGAGCCCUAUUUCAAAGCCAUACAUUGUGUAGAAAAUAGGUCGGCAUUUCAGGGUCUUUUUUCCUUGCAGCUUGAGACAAUAACAUCCCAAACAUCCCAGCAGAAACAGUUUGGUGCUGGAGGUGGGUGUUACACCAUAAACUGUGCUGCAGAACCAGGUGGUUUUGCAGGUGAUGGAAAAGGUCCUUUUCAUCCUGUACUGUGGAGAUCAUGUGGGGUUUUUUAUCUGUGGUUUUUAAAUAUUAUUUUUUUAAAACUCUUGAAGCCUGUAUUGAUACAUUGAAUGAUAGGAUUGUGGGAGGUCAUUUGGAUAAUAAUUCCAUUAAUUAAGAAGUAACUUAAGUGCCUGGGCUCCACACUUAAAAGACAUUAUGUCCUGAACAACCACAGUGUUUGGAAACAGUUUUAUAUCACAAAUAAUGUUGGGGGUUUUUUACUUGAUUCUUACAUUCUCUGAUCCUCACCUUUUUUUGUCUAAGUGUGAUGCUAAUGUUGCUUUACUCCUCUCACCCUGAUUUCCUGAUCCUGAAUAUCCCCAGGACUGAGCCAAAACCAUGUGAAUUCAAAGGGAAGAUUGCAGUGUAACCUCAGUGGAUUUUCAGGUGGGGUCUUGGUGUCUUGAGCCAAUUAAAGAACAGGUAUGAAUACUUAUUUUCAUCAAACCAGCCAGCACCUUCUGGGAAAUCAGGUCUCCAAUAUGUUGAGUCCCUAAAUCUCAUGCACUCUCCAGUGCCCUCUUCUUUCCAGUAAAUGGUUUUUAUGGGUGCAAAACUAAACAUUGUUUUUAUAUUUCUCUUUAUAUCCAAUUUUUGUGCAGUAUGGUUAUGGGGCAGAAUUUGUCAUAAAGCUUUUCUAAGUUAAUUGUUUUUUAAGAGUUUUGUAAUUGUGUGUGUGUGUGUUUAACACUUUAAAAAUCCUAAAGGUGCUAUGGUAAAACAUCAAUAAAAUACAUUUCAAUUGGU